UCAUGUGCUUUUUUUUCCUCCCCCAAGGACGGAGCUGAAAAGAAAAUUGUUGCACUUUUCGCUUAGAAAGGUGCCCAACAGAACCAGAGCGGCACAGAAGCAACAAGAGAAACAAAUAUCGGAAAGGGAUUUAGAGUCAUACAGCAAAAUUAAGUAGUAGAUGGGUGGAGUGAAUAAUUAAACAUUCAGAGCUGUUUGUUUUUUUAGUACUUAUACGUAGGCCUAGUAAGAAGGGCUGUGACAAUGCACUCCCGGAAUCGCAUUUCAUCCUCAAAGCUCAAGAGAUACUGUGAGAUCAUCAAGCGCCCCAUGUGGCUGGAUAAAGUCAAGGAGAAGCUCCUGGAGCAGAAGUACCAGCAGGUGGGCCAGUUCGUCCAGGACGUCCGGCUCAUCUUCCAGAACUGUGUCCAGUACAACAAGAAAUACUUCUACAAGAGAAUGGGGAAAGAGCUCGGGAGGUUCUUCGAGAGGCAGUUCGAACACGUGUUCAACAUCGGCUACGAAGACCAGAAGCCCUGGCAGCCAUAAUGAGGGCGAUGUGAAAAGAUCGCAGUCGCUGUGGUUUAUAGCGCAGCCUGGAGGACAUUCUGUACACCUGCUCCCCAGGAUCCACAGCUUUCCUCAAGCCAAUAAGAGACCCAGCUCUCUCUAAAUCAGAAGCAGUUAUUCUCAGCUGUGGCCUGCACACGUACAGAGAAUCGCCUUUAUCUGCCCUGGCUGUGUCUGCAGUGAGGAAGGAGGGACAGGGCAGCAGGACUGAGGCUCAGCAGAGUUUACUGUCCUGUAAUGGUUAACGGGUCUUUCAAAAUACAGGCGAAAAGAAAAAGGUUUCUGGAAAAGAGUUUUUGAUGUACAUUCUGUAUAUGUGGAAUCGGUACAAAUUACAUCAUGUAACUUACAAUGCACAGCUGUGUGUGUCCCUUAUAUGGCAGAAACCUACAGCCAGUUUUAAAUUGGUGUAGCAACUGACCCUUCAACUUAACCAACAACCUGCUCAAGCUGUAAAUUGGGCUUACAGACAGGGAACAAAAGAUCUGAAUUUAGCAAACUUUGCAUAAAAAACGUACAUCUAUUUCAGUUACAGCUCCCCUGAGUUUAAAAAUCAAUGAGUUUAAAAAACAAUCUAAUAUUACUUCAUGAAUGCAUAGAUAAAUUUCCCAUCCCUCAGUCCCCGAUACUGCGGCGAGAGUUCGGGCAUCCCUCCUCUCCCUCUUCUCUCCCUGUUGUUCUUCACCCUUGAUUUCA
Lepisosteus oculatus (spotted gar) is the source of this 1245-nucleotide messenger RNA. Lineage: Eukaryota; Metazoa; Chordata; Actinopteri; Semionotiformes; Lepisosteidae. The record is from RefSeq and is a predicted model, not a curated record.